UUUUUCAACGAUUGACCUAGCAAACAACAUUAUGCAACUUCAAGCAUGUCUUUCAAAUGGCAACCUUGCGGUCUCUAGAUCUAAGACUAGAGUGAAGAGUGUCUAGAGUAGUCUAGUCUUUUAGGUCUAGAUAUCUAUAUAGAUAAAAUCAAUGCUUGGGCCAAUGUCGCAAUGUGGUCUUGAUUUGCAUGGAGGUAUGUCUUAUGGAGCUGAAUCAGCUUCUGCACUAAAUGAUCUAUGUAAAGAAAAAAAAUGCAAGUGGAUACCCUGCAGCUCAAGCUAACUCAGACAUUCAAAUUUCAGAUUGUCACUUUCUUUUGCUUAGGAGCAAUUUAUGGCAGAGGAGCUUGGAAUGUGUUUGCUGUUUUAUUUUUAGCUGGGACUACAGGACACAGCUGCUCUACCAGUGGUGUACUAUGGUUUGGGAAUCUGACACAGGAAGGUAGUGAGCACAUCACACUUGGAAAUCUAACUGCCAGUUAUUCCCUUGGAGAUGUGACGCCAACUUUGAUCUCUGGGGAGUGUGAUGUGACCAUUGCUACAGAGAAUGGAACAAAUGUAACAAGAGAUUGUCCUCAUGGUUGGGUGUAUUACAGUGAAUUUGAGUCAACAAUUAUUUCAGAAUGGGAAUUAGUGUGUGUUCGAGCCUACCUUUCUGAAUUGUCCACAACAGUUUAUUUAUUAGGAUCCAUGUUUGGAGCUUUGUUGAUCUCUCCUUUAUCUGACAAAUACGGGCGUCGAGUUGUUCUACUAGUCAGUCUCAUAGUCCAAGCUGUAGUUGGCUCUUGUGUUUCACUGUCGCCAAACUAUACUGUUUUCACUGCCCUGAGAUUUGUUGUUGGAUUUUUCAAUAUGAGCAUUGGUUUGAGCUCAUAUGUGAUGGUGACAGAAUUAUUUCCUGAAGUCUAUUGUACUCUAGCUUGCUGUGGUCUGCAGAUAUUUUGGGCAGUAGGAAUAAUGCUGACAUCACUGUUUGGUUUUAUAGUUAGAAACUGGCGCCACCUUCAGCUUCUUAUUUCUUUGCCCAAUAUACUGUUUAUUGUAAUGAUUUGGUUUUUGCCAGAGUCCCUGCCUUGGCUAAUCUCUCAGGGGAAACUUGACAGAGCUCAAGCUGUAGUGAAUAGGAUUGCUAAGUUCAAUGGUAUAAAAAAUUUGGAUGUGGAUGAAAUAUUGAAUGUUCAGCACUAUUCACAUAACAGACAGACAGCAGAAGAACAGAGACUUGUCCAGCACUCUGACAAACAAAAUCAGCUUGAAAAGGAGAAUGAAGAAAUUGAUGGGCAGAAGUUCCAGAGUUCUCACAAUGAAGAGAACAUAGCUGCACAGAACUAUACAGCUACUAGUCAAACUUUAGAUCCAUGUUCAUAUUCUGAUCAGAGUGACAAGCCUUCAGGAGGAAAAUGCAAAAGUUUGUUUAUUCUGUGCAGCAACCCAAGGCUAAGAUUUUAUUCAUUGAUACUAUUUUAUCUGUUUUUUGUGAGUAGUUUAAGUUAUUUUGGAAUCUCUCUAAGUACACCAGUACUUCAUGGUGAUCAGUUCAUUAAUUUAUUUCUCCUUGGAGUGGUUGAGAUUCCAGCCUACAUUCUCUGUGUUGUAGUUGGUGGCAGGUUUGGGCGUAAAAUUCCCUUGUGUGUUUUCCUUUUGAUUUGUGGUUUGAUGAAUAUUAUUGCAGCGUUUACAUCCAAUCAAAGGAUUUCAGCCAUUAAGAUUUUAAGUGAUGUGUGUGUGAUAAUCAGUAAGUUUGCAAUAACCGGAGUGUAUACAACUAUAUAUUUGUACGCAGCUGAGAUGUUCCCGACAUCGGUCAGAAAUCAAGCCAUGGGGCUGUCUUCCUUUUUUGAAAACUUGGGAAGUUUAACUGCACCAUUUAUUAUAUUUUCAGCCAAAUCCAUUCCUGAAUUACCAAUGAUUCUCUUUGGAGCUGUGUCCAUUGUUGGUGCUAUUCUUGUGAUGAUAAUGCCAGAAACUCACAGAAGACCUUUGCCAGUUUUUAUUGAAGAUCUUGAAUCUCUAGAUAAGCGCAAUACAAAAGAGCAUCUUGAAUUAUAAGUUGUUUUCUUUGUUAUUUGAUUUUUUUAUGUUUAAUCUUUGAAAUGUACAAUUGUUGGUUAAUGUUAUUUAUGGUUUUCAAACAUACUUUUUUUAUGUUGAGAAGAUAAACUUACAGCUUCCCCCCUUUUUUUUUUAAAAUUAUUAAACCUAUUAUAAUUAUGGAUGAGAUAACCAAAGAAAAAUGUUUAAAGUUAUUUUAUUAAUAUCAAAAGACUUAUGGAAAAAGUAGCAGUGGUGUUGCAUUAUUUUUGUUUUAAAUAUACUAACGAUUCUGCAAACUCUAACUAUUUUAAUUAGCUGUUUUACUUUUAAUCAAAAUUGUAUACCGAAAAAAAAUUCUGUUUUUAUUUUUGUUUACAUUUGUAAGCGUUUACCACUUUUUUUUUUUUUUUUUUUUUUUAGAAAUCUAGUUCCAAUUUCUUAGUAACUUUACAGGAUUAUACUUGUAAACAAUGUUCUUUAUAUUUAAAAAAAAAUGAUCCCUGAAAAACUAUUUGACUUUUAGAUGAUACUUUUCCAAAAAUUAUACAUUUUUAAAAGAAAAACACAUGUGGUACUUAUAUACAAAGCGUACCUUUAUGCUAUAUUUUUUGUUUUAUCAUAUUUAUUGUUAAGUGUUUGUAAACCUGCAUAUAUUUUAAAAUGUUUUUCAAAGUGGGAAUUUCUUAAUAUCCUUUUGUUGUUAUUUGUUGUAUUAUUUACAGAAUUAGGUUUAAUUAAUAAAUUAUAUCAGACUAGUCGACUGGCGGCGUAGCAUACGCCGCUAUUUUGCAGGGCCAUUACCUUAGGCCACUGCAACCUAUGCGACCGCAGUGGGCCCCGAACUUUUAUAGGACCUGUGCUAAUAUUAGGUGUAUAAAUUAUUCAAUUAAACCAUUGUAUUACUUAUAACAGAUUUCCUGCUGCCUCCUGUCGAUCUCCUGAAAUUGAAAAAAAUACGAAAAUGUCCUGGAAAUAUCUGGAAAUUAUUAAAAUCUUUUGAAAACUCAUACAAAUCUCAUGUAAUAUAUAAAUGAAAAUUGUCAUUUUGGGGUGUCAUUCAAUAUGGAAAACUCCAAUCCUACGCCCGAUAAUAAAAAAAACCUGGCAUUAUGCAAUACCCGCAAUUGUGGAAUCUAGUGAAACAUUUGGUAAUUCUAGCUAUUGAGCAUGAUCUAUGUAGGAAAUAUAAUUUUUAUGAUAGACUGUAUGACUUCGCUACACGCGAGGCUCGUAAAGUAAUUCUAUAUGUAGUAAAGAAUGAAUAAAAUGCCAAGACAAAUUUAUUUUCUAAUACAAACUCUUAAUUUUCACUUUUUAUCAAUAUCCCUACCCAAACUUGGCCCACGAAAUCCGUUUCGCAUAGGGUUAAUAGUUAAGUCCGGUUCUGCUAUCUAGUGACACAUGAAUACUACUCCCCCCCCCCCCCCUCUUUUUUUUUGCCUCUUACAUUACCUAGGAUAACUCCCUCCAUCCGACUUGCAAUAAAAAAUAAAAUAAAAGAGUGAUCUUUCCAUGGUGUCCAAACUCUUGAGUAUGCUCUGUGUCACCUCGAUAGUUACUACAGAGAAGAUUACUCCCCCCCCCCCCCUUUAUUUUUUAUCAUGUCUUGGUCACAACAGUCCGGCCCUGCUAUUUUGUGACUACAUGUUUCCCCUCCCCCUCUUGUUUUCUCAUGGACUAUCCGCAGAAAUAAGAGAGUGAUCUUUCCUUUACUUCUUCUUCUCGUUUAAACUGUUGAGGAAAGAAGAGAAUUAUAUAUAGAGAUAUUUAUAGACAGAUAAUGAAUCAGAUUAUUUUGUGUCUUGAAUAACACAGUCUUGAAACCAGGCACAAUUUAUGAACUAAUCACAUAGAAGAAAUAGUGAAUCUCUUAGUGUUUGAAUGUUUUUGUUCAUUUGAUCUGCGGUUUUAUACAUUAGGUAUUUUGGAAUAGUUUUCAUUUUGUAUCAUAGAGAGUGAUACAAUUUUUUUAAGGCCUAACAUUGAUAUUAUAUAUUGUUAAUACAUAUUUUUUUUUAGUUAUUUUUUCCUUCUAAAACUAUAUUUAAGUCGAGGAGACUAAGAAAAUUAAUAUUUAAUGUAAUUAGAUUUUCUUUAGUUUUUGUUUUUUUUGGGGGGGGGUGGUUGCUUUACCUCCUUAACAAUGUAGAUAGAUCCUUUUUUUCACUUGACUACAUAUAAAGGUGUAUGCUCAUUUACUUAUUUUCCUGUUCUCACUCCAAACCUAGAAAAUUGUGUUUGUGCCACAGAACAUUUUUUUCAUUUUCUUUGCUCUUGUAUUGUAAGCUAGGUUUUUUACUCCUAUAUACAGGUUUGUUUUUUUUUAUUUGCUUUUGCUUUACGAGUUUAUUAAUGGACUUAACAUUUCACAGCAAGGCUUUUUUUUUCCUAUUUUUAUGAUUAAACUGAAUUACUUUAACUUUUUAAAUCAGUAUCUCACACAUUUUUUUUGUGUGCUGUGAAUCAAGUUGGCUAUUUGAAAUAAUUUUGUGUUCAAGUUACAUUAUUAUGAAAUUUUAUGAGGCACUUUAGCUCUACCUUUAACUCAAAGAGUCACAUUACACCAUUUUAUUUAUGCUAUCAAGGGCAGCUAUGCUAAUUAGUUAACAGCAUUGUAAUUCUAUUGGACUUAAUUCCUAGUGUUCUUAGUUUGUCUGCAAUAGCUGAAUGAUCAGUUUAUAAAACAAUGAUAAUUAUCCACAUGGGAGAUAUAAUCUAGUCCUUGUCUAUCUGAAAUGUAUCUUCAGAUAAUUUAUCCAUAUUUUUGACAGACAUUGUUGCCAUUGUGUAGGCUUUCAUUUUAGGUUUAAUUGCUAUUUAAUGUGAAUUGAAAUUGCCUAAUUCUACAUAUGUAUUGAUAUUUUAAUUAUGGAUUCUGUAAAUCAUACUGGUCAUAAUGAAAUACAAAUUAGCUUACAGUUUAAGUUGUUAUAUCAUAGAUAACUUAAUACAACAUUUAAAAAAAUGUCAUGUUUUUUUUAUGACUUCUUAAAAUGUUUUGAUCUCAAUAAACUGUGUAUUUAUGAUGAAAUUAAUCUACUAUAUUGAUAAAUUUUAAAUGCAAUUCAUAUUUUAUUCCAGAUUAUUGACAUUUUAUAGAAUUACACCAGUAGUUUGAAAUAUGUUUUAAAUGUAACAUUUUUAAACAAUAUUACAUUUAAUUUAUAAAAAAGUUUAACAACAUAUAUUUUUAUAUGCAAAUGUUUUGUUUUCUUUUGGCUCAUUAAUCCUUCAGUACAUAUCAUAUAUUUAUUACAUGCACAAAUAUCACCAUUUAUAUACAAACAGCAUUAUAUUGAUUUAUACAUAUAUUUCAAGUUUACAUUGAAAACAAUUUGAAGUUCACAGUGGAUCAAUCAUGAUAUUUGUUGGCUUAUGCUUAGAUCAAAUCUAAACUUAAAAAUCUUUAGCAUGACCAUAUCAAUAUUGACAUUAUUCCAAUGGUCUUCAAAAUUUGUUCCAUCCAAGGAUAAUUUGCCAUGGCAAGUGAAUUGGUUAGAGUUACCAGCCUUGUUGGCUGUUAGCCAACUAAUUUAAAUUUUGUGUGUGUGUGUACAUUGCAUUGUGUGCAAGGAAUGAGUUUCUGAACAUUUUAGAGAGAGUAUUAAGACCUUAGGUUGAAUAACUUAAGAGUAGCUACUAUCAGACUAGAAGCAAAGUUCACCCCAAAGAUAAAGGCCUCCUACAAUAUUUUCUAUUUUGUCUAGUCUUGCUAAUGAACCAAGUAGACAAUGUUAUUUACCUCCCCUUCCCUUUGCUAGUCUUUACAAGUUUAUAGAACUUUAUAUACAGGAUUUGUUUCAAUGUUCAUUAAAAUUGAAAUUAAAAUCAAAUUUGCACACAAAAAAAAACCCACCCAUAUUGAGGAAUCAUUGUUGAUGAUCUUGAAUGCAACUCAUUAAUCAAUGCAAACUUUAUUAUUAUAUUCAUUAAAUAACAAAUUCAACAAUUUUAAUUUAAAGAUAGGCCUUAUGAUGUGACUGUAUAAUGUUUUUGCAAACAUGUUACUUUGUUUAUUGUAUAUAUAACAGUGUUAGACAACAUUGGAGGUUAAGAAAUCUUUUUUUGUUCUUUUACGUUUCAGCUGUGCUUGCAUUAUUUGCCUUUGAGACUUGCUUUAUGUUGAAAUCCUCAGUGCCAUGACUUAUGACUGUGAAUACAUUUUUUAAUUGGGAAUUAAAGCUUUGAUAAAUUGUG
This is a messenger RNA of Biomphalaria glabrata, 6231 nucleotides long. Its product is annotated as organic cation/carnitine transporter 2-like. Gene Ontology annotation, biological process: transmembrane transport. Bases 253 to 2049 code for a protein of 598 amino acids. The record is from RefSeq and is a predicted model, not a curated record. Gene Ontology annotation, cellular component: membrane. The transcript is spliced from 11 exons. NCBI's taxonomy places the organism in Eukaryota, Metazoa, Mollusca, Gastropoda, Planorbidae. Gene Ontology annotation, molecular function: transmembrane transporter activity.